This is a messenger RNA of Lactuca sativa (garden lettuce), 939 nucleotides long. NCBI's taxonomy places the organism in Eukaryota, Viridiplantae, Streptophyta, Magnoliopsida, Asterales, Asteraceae. The record is from RefSeq and is a predicted model, not a curated record.
AUGGGUUUUAGUAGUAUACAAAAAUGUGCGGCUGCUCUUAGGUAUUUGGGAUACGGUAUAGCAUUUGAUGCAUCUGACGAAUACUUGAAAAUAUCCGAGAGGACCGCAGUUGAAUGUGUAGAUUGGUUUUCUGCAUGUGUUUAUGAGGUUUUUCACGAAGAAUAUUUGCGUAAACCUACUCAACGUGAUAUUGAGAGAUUAUAUUCGGCUCAUGAAGAGAGGCAUGGAUUUCCCGGUAUGCUUGGUAGUCUAGAUUGUACGCAUGUGGCUUGGGAAAAAUGUCCAACUGCAUGGCGAGGUCAGUUCACUCGAGGAGAUAUAGGUGAACCAACUAUCAUCCUAGAAGCUGUUGCAUCUCAAGAUUUGUGGAUAUGGCAUGCCUUUUUUGGAGUAGCGGGGUCUAACAACGACCUUAAUGUUCUUGGUCAGUCUCCACUUUUCAACGAUAUUUGGACCGGCAAAGCACCUGAUAUGACGUUCACGGUAAACGGGCACGCGUACAAAUAUGGUUACUACCUUGGUGAUGGGAUAUACCCGGAUUAUUCUACAUUGAUGAAGGCAUACUCAGUUCCUCGAAGUGAAAAAGCAAAAUUGUUUACAAAAAAACAGGAAUCAGCGAGAAAGGAUAUCGAGAGGGCAUUUGGAGUCCUUAAGCAAACAUGGCAUGUAGUGAAAUAUGCUACACGACUUUGGGAUAAAGAAAGAAUUAAGCGAAUGGUCCUAGCAUGUAUUAUAAUGCAUAAUAUGAUUAUUGAAGAUGAAGGUCGAGAGAUUUGCACGUAUGAUCCGAACGACGUUGUCGUUCCAAUUGAGGAGUUCGUACCCGGAACGAAUGCUUUUUUGGAGCGAGUUGUCGAAAUUCAUAACAGUGAAACGUGUUUCAAUCUUCGAGAAGAUGUCGCGGAACAUUUGUACCAACAUAGCAUGAACGACGAUUAG